This is a messenger RNA of Aspergillus bombycis, 2013 nucleotides long. RefSeq names its product putative ATP dependent RNA helicase. The transcript is spliced from 3 exons. Gene Ontology annotation, molecular function: ATP binding; RNA binding. Bases 1 to 2013 code for a protein of 670 amino acids. The record is from RefSeq and is a predicted model, not a curated record. Lineage: Eukaryota; Fungi; Ascomycota; Eurotiomycetes; Eurotiales; Aspergillaceae. Gene Ontology annotation, cellular component: catalytic step 2 spliceosome; intracellular anatomical structure.
AUGGCUUUGGAGCUAGACCCCACACCUGCCUUCAUUCCAUCACUGUACAAACCCGCUGCUCUACUGCCUAUCGCCAGAUAUAGGCAAAAUUUACUGUAUCUUGUUGACACAUAUCCCGUUACAAUUGUUGUUGGGCAAACUGGAAGUGGGAAGACUACCCAGCUACCCCAGUAUCUAGACCAAGCAGGAUGGUGUGCAGAUGGAAAGUCUAUAGCAGUAACUCAGCCGCGCCGCGUUGCAGCCACGACUGUCGCAGCUCGAGUGGCUGAGGAAAUGCGUUGCAGGGUUGGCGAGGAGGUGGGCUAUUCUAUUCGCUUUGAGGACUUGACCUCUGCAACAACAAGGAUAAAGUUCCUAACAGAUGGAAUGCUACUUAGAGAGGCUCUUGUAGACCCACUACUGUCACGCUAUUCAGUAAUCAUGGUGGAUGAAGCACAUGAGAGGUCUCUAAGCACUGACGUACUCUUGGGGAUCCUUAAGAAAAUUUUGAAACGGCGCCCUGAACUAAGAAUUAUCAUCAGCAGUGCAACUCUGCAGGCAGAGGAUAUUUUGAGCUUCUUCGCCGGAGAUCAGUUCCAGAACGAGACGGACUCGGUUGGAAAAGGGGGAGAUGUUGGAAAGAUUAUCAGUCUAGAGGGCCGAAUGUACCCUGUGGACAUGCUUUUCCUCGAGUCACCCGCAGAAGACUACGUCGAACGGGCUGUAAAAACUGUUUUCGACAUACAUCUACAAGAAGCGGAGGGCGAUAUUCUUGUAUUUUUAACGGGCCGCGAAGAAAUUGAUUCGGCAGUACAGUUGAUAUCAGAACGUGUCGCGAUGCUGCAUCCUAGAGCACAAGCACUAGUCGCUCUACCUCUGUACUCCGGUCUCCCAACGGAUCAACAGAUGUACGUUUUCGAACCAACGCCAAAAAAUACACGCAAGGUCAUUGUUUCAACGAACAUCGCGGAAGCUUCUGUUACUAUUGACAGCAUUGUAUAUGUCGUCGACUGCGGCUUCGCAAAGUUAAGGGCCUUUGAUCCUAGUACUGGCAUUGAAACGUUAACAGCAGUACCAAUAUCGAAGGCUGCAGCAGUUCAACGUGCAGGUCGAGCUGGAAGAACUAAACCCGGAAAAUGCUUCCGUCUCUACACCCAGCAGGCUUAUGAACAACUUCUGGAAGCUACAGUCCCAGAAAUUCAGCGGUCAAAUCUUGCCCCUGUGAUCAUGCAGCUCAAGGCAUUGGGAAUAGAUAACAUAGCUCACUUUGACUUCUUGACGCCUCCGCCUGCAGAACUUGUUAUACGUGCAUUCGAACUCCUUUACUCUCUUGGGGUCGUUGAUGAUUAUGCCAAGCUCACUAAGCCACUGGGUAUGCGGAUGGCAGAAGUAGCUGUAGACCCUAUGAUGGCGAAAGCACUCCUUUCUGCACAAUCGUUUAACUGCUUAAGUGAGAUACUUUCAAUUGCAGCGAUGGUCAACUUACAGGGAUCAGUGUGGGUCCAGCACGAGGGUAAUAACAAGGCGACGGAGAGCAGUCGCAGAAGAUUCGCUGUUGAUGAGGGUGACCAUCUGACGAAUUUGAAUGUAUAUCAGGCUUUUAUCACGAUAGGAAAGAAAGACCCCAAGUGGUGCCGAGACAAUCUUCUGAAUUACCGAUCCUUGCAACGGGCAAUGAGCAUCAGGGCUCAGCUUAAGAGAUACCUCGAACGUUUCGGCAUCCGGGUAGAUGAGACACCUUCAUAUCAUCACAAGGCAGAUUCCAGUAGAUACCCUGAAAAUAUCCAGAGGUGCCUCACGACUGGUUAUUUUGCACAUGCUGCAAAGAUGCAACCAAACGGAACAUUCAAGUCUGCUACUGGUGGCCGUACUCUACAUGCUCAUCCCAGUUCGUUGAUGUUCAAUCGAAAAGCGGAUUGGGUUAUUUUCCACGAGAUAUUGCAAACAGGUGAAAAGAUAUUCAUUCGGGAUAUCACGAAGAUCGAAAAGGGCUAUCUUCUGGAGUACGCCCCCAAUUAUUACAAAGUCAACUAA